GUUGUCUCGGCUCGGCUUGGCUGCAAGCAAGGUGCAAAGCCCCGCUUCAAGUCGGGUCAGUUUUUUGUGAUAAUGUGUGAUAUUGAUUCGGGUGCAGCAGGCCGGCGCGAUGCACGUGCAUAGGACGGCCGGCGGGGGUGCGGUGGGUGGUGAAGUGCAGCAGCAGCCAGACGAACGAGACGAGACGGGUAGAAAGAGCGGCGGCAACAGCGCGAUCCUCUCCUCAUCUCGCGAGCGAGCGAGCCAUGAGGUCGUCGGCAGCCGCCGACUCUGACUCCGACCCACCAGCGUCAGCGUCUGCAUCCCCGCCACCGAGCGCGCACUUGGGCGAAAUCGAAUGCAGCCGCAGCUCCGGUUAAUGCUGCGAGUGGCCGCGUCGUCCCCAUGGAUGCUGCCGCUGCCGCUGCACCACCGACGACGCCAUCUCCAGCGAGUGCAUCUCCGCGCGCCGCCGCGCUCCACCCCGUAGUGUGACAGUGCCAUGUGCCCUGCAGUGAGUGACGACUUCUUCAGCCGGUGAUCCGCCACGACGAUGGCCAUCAACUUCUCCGCGUCCUUCGCGGCCUGUCUGGCCGCCGGCCUCAAGGUGCCCCGACAGAUCAUGUACUGCAUCUCCCAAGAUACGGCCGCUCCUUACGUACUGUACAAAGAUGGAAUGGACCAAACCAGAAGUCAAUGGGGUGCCCAAGACGCAUAUCCGCCCCCACAGCAAGGCACCUCGGGGGCAGGCAGCCCCCAACAAGCGUGUGGUCCCACCGUACCCCUUGGAGUCGAAGCCGACGCCGUUCCUCCCCGAGACCAAAGUUUACCCUCUCCCGCCCCCUCCCCCUAUCCCGCAACCCAAGCCGAGCCCCGUGACGACGACAUCCCUCCCGAACAGCCGACGAUGGACAUAGAGCCCAGACCGGCGUCGCAGUGCUUUCCCACCGAUCUCCAGCAACAGCAGGCGUACCAGCAGUACGCCAGAGCGCCACCUCCAGCGGCACCGCCUCCCGUUCCACCACAUAUGCUGGGAGCCGGGAGUUUCUCAGCGCUUCAUUAUUUAAAACAGCCCGGUGUCAUGCUAACCAGUCUUGGAGCGGAAGGGAACGGCCAACUCGACCAGUAUUCAGGAACCAUGCAGGACUUGCGGUCGGCAAGCCUCCCGGACGUGAUCCAGCAGCAGCAACAGCAGAGCCUGAAGCAGAGCAAAAACGGCCUCGGUGGCGAGCUGCGACUGUUCAAGUGCUUGACAUGCGGCAAAGACUUUAAGCAGAAGUCGACCCUUCUGCAGCACGAGCGCAUCCACACGGACAGCAGGCCGUACGGGUGCCCCGAGUGCGGGAAGCGCUUCCGCCAGCAAAGCCACCUCACGCAGCACCUCCGCAUCCACGCCAACGAGAAGCCGUACGCUUGCGUCUACUGCGAGCGCACCUUCCGCCAGAGGGCCAUCCUCAACCAGCAUCUGCGAAUCCAUUCCGGUGAGAAGCCCUAUGAGUGCCCGGAGUGCGGGAAACACUUCCGCCAGAAGGCCAUCCUCAACCAGCACGUCCGCACACACCAAGACGUGAGCCCUCACCUGGUGUUCAAGAACGGCAUGAACCCCACACUCUGGCCGCAAGACGUGCCGUUCCCGCCCGACGAGGGCAAGGAGGAGGUGGCGUCGACGUACGGCGACGGAGACACCAACUCGCAAAACGACCGCUCCGGCUGUUUCUCCCCCAACGGCGUUUCCGGCAACUUGCAGUACCCCGCGUACUUUAAAGACGCCAAAGGCAUGAACCACUCUGUGUUCGGGUCGAGUACGAACUUUGGUGCGUUGCAAUACCUCAAGCAGCAGCAAGCGGGCAAAGUCCUGCCCGAUGUCAUCCAGCACGGGCGCUCGGCGGGGAUGCCCCUCUACGUGCGGUGUCCCAUCUGCCAGAAGGAGUUCAAGCAGAAGUCGACGCUGCUGCAGCACGGGUGUAUACAUAUCGAGUCGAGGCCGUAUCCGUGCCCGGAAUGCGGGAAGAGGUUCCGACAGCAGUCGCAUCUCACGCAGCACUUGAGGAUUCAUACGAACGAAAAACCCUACGGGUGCGUCUACUGCGGCAGGAAUUUCAGACAGAGGACCAUUUUGAAUCAGCAUUUGAGGAUACACACCGGGGAGAAGCCGUACAAGUGUGGACAGUGCGGGAAGGACUUUCGGCAGAAGGCGAUCCUGGAUCAGCACACGAGGACGCAUCAAGGUGACCGACCAUUCUGUUGCCCGAUGCCCAACUGCCGGCGCCGCUUCGCCACCGAGCCCGAGGUCAAGAAGCACAUCGACAACCACAUGAACCCGCAUGCUGCGAAGACGCGCCGCGACUCCACCGGCUCCGACGGCAAGCUGACAGCCAAUGGGAUGCUGCCACGCGGCCUCACCCCCACCACCGUGGUCAAGCCCGAGCUGUACUUCCCCCAGUGUUACGCGCCCAGCUUCAACCCUCCAACCAGCGUAGCCCAGUUCCAGGCUGCGAACCCGGAAUUCAAGCCGCCCAACGCGCUGCCGACCCAGUGACUAACGGCGAGCUGGCAACUGGGUCCGUGUAUUGGGUGACCCUUUGCCAGUCUAUGGACUGAACCCGACACUUAGUUGCAGGCUUAACGGACUCAUCCGCUAGUUAAGUUAUAUAUUUAUUGGUGAUUUCAAUGAAAUAUCGACGAGAUAUUUUGCUGAGUGAUUAUCACAUGGUGCUGAGAACCACUACACUGGUUCACUGUAACAUACGGAAUGUAGCACUUAACGCGAUAAGUAUACAUACUAUAAAUAUAUGUAAAAUGUAAAAGUAUUUUAAAUUUUAUCCAGACGUGUCCUGUUCACAUAGUGGCAAUACUUUUAAGAACAAAGUACUUUCAUAAGGACAGUCUGGGACCUGGCCGACGACUUACUUACACGAUUUUAGACACGUUGAAUUUUGUAGAAAAAUCAUUCAUACUUGAAUCGCUUAUUUAAGAAAAAAUAAGAGAUUUUGGUACAAGAAUUAUAUUUACACAACUUGAAACAACCGAAAAUUUUUAGUCUUUAAAUUAGCGUCAUUUUUUAGCAACUUUUUUCAAAUUGACCGCCUCUGGGAAUCUUAACUUUCGUUUUUUGUCUGAGCUCAGAAUUCACAUUUUCCCGUUUUUUUUUUCUAAAAUGCAAAAAUACCUAGAUGAUGCAACAGAGACAAACUUAUCAGCAGAAUUUUAACGUUUUAAUGUUAAGACUCCUACGCCUCUUGUAGUGAAUUCCUAAAUUUUAAUUUGAAGAAGGAAUACUUCAUUUUUCAGAGCUGAAUACAAAAUUUUGCCCUUUUUUAAAAUCUUAUAGGAAGGCUGUACUUUCAAAGAACAGUGUUUUUGCAUUUUUUGGACUAAACUAGAGCAUAAUUUGAAAGUUUCUGUGUAAGAAAAACUUUUUGCGUUAAAUUGAAUUCCAGCAACAAGUUUAGAGCCAUAAAACCUACCAAUUUGAAGAGACAGUCAUUAUGAAAAUUGAUAGUAGUUGAUAAAGUUAGAACCGACCAUAUAUUACAAAUUAAAAUAAAAAUGUUGAAUUUCCAAGGCAUAUUUUGAGUACAAACUCGGGAUUAAGUUCAAUACUCAAAUAUAUGGUUCUUCGGGCCGGAUAUAAUUAAUUUGAAAAGUGAGCAAAAUCUCGUUGACACAAUUUAACCUAAUCUAUUUUACCCUUGCUAUAGUCACAGUUUUGGUAAUUUUUCUUAAAUUCUGAACGAACUAUAUAACUUACAUCUCCAGUUAAUAGCAAUAAAUUUUUUGUACAUACCUAAUAAUUUUUACAAAAAAAAACAUUUUUUUUAGUUUUGUUGUUUUGUUCUUAGAUCACCGCCUUCUUAUCAUAAGUAUUUCGUGUAAACGGUUAUUGCUAUUCUGCAAAUUAAUUAAUUAAUUAAUUAAACACAAUUAAUAUAUACUGAGAAGUAAGGGUACAACCAGAUAAGAUACAGAAGGACUAGAUGAGAUCUUCAAGUUAAACACUUUAGUUCCAUUAAAUGAAUGUUUAAAAAAAUGCCAUAGACUGCAGCGCCAACGCUAAAAAAAUGUCCAGGCGAAAAAAGAAUUAUUUUUUUUAAUGUCAACCACAUAUUCAAAUUUUUAAAAAAGUUUUCUAAAAAACGCGAGAUUUUUCUCAUUUUCUGAAAAAUUAAUAAACACUUGUACACUUUGAAACCUCACAUUUGCCAUUUUUGUUCAACAUUGUUUUUGACAAAAUUGAAUACUAAUUAAAACAUGUUUUAUUUUGAGCACUGUUUUUGGUUAGAGAAUUCAGUCUAAGCUAAAGCAUUUUGAUUCAAUUUUUGUUUAUACCUUAUACAGAGUGAUUUUUUUAAAACGGAAAGCGCUGUAGAAUUUUUAUUUAUGGUCCAUCUUCAAAAAUUAAAAAAUACAUGGCUUUUAAUAAUUUAAUGCUGAUGCUUAAAAAAAUUGGGCUGUAUUCAAUAAUCCUAUAUCAAAUUGCGACUUAUAAUUUCUUUUUCGUAAUUUGGAAAGUAUUAGUUUUUAGUUUUUUUUUUAAUACAAAAUUAUGUAAUUACUAAAAAUUGUUGUUUAUUAAAACUUGAGAAAUAAAGGAAAUGUUAUUAAAAUCUAGUUGCAUGAUGUUAAUGAAACAUUUUGACGUUAAAAAUAAUAUUGUUACAAGUAAACUCUUUCUUUAAAAUGAAUGAUUUUAAUUACUUAACGAAUAUGUUGAAAGUAUAUUUGAGAAAAUAUUAACAAUAGUUUCUUUUAUUUGCUACUUUUUGACAUAACAACAACAGCAUUGCUUUUUUGACACCAAACAACUAGGUUUUAUUAACUUUUAUAAAAAAAAAUAAAUUCAAUGAUUUAUUAAAUUAAUAAAAUUAGUAAAUUAGAAAAUAGCACUUGUUUGAAGUUUGAACCAAAAAAAUGAAUAUCUUUCAAAUUACAAAAAAUAUAUAGGUUUUUAUUUAAAAUAAGAAAGUUGAAUAUAUCACAAAAUUGACUCUUUGACAUUUAGAAAAAAAUUAAAAGCAUCAGCAUUUUUUAAUCAGGCCAUAAAUAAUAACUCUACAGCGCCUACAGUUCUUUAAAUAUCACCCUGUAACUCGUUUUAUAUCCAGAAUGGAAUAACAAUGACAGACUCAAUCACAUUUUACUAAGGUAAGACAAAAAAAGACUUGUGUUUUAUCAUAGGUUAAUAAAAAAACAACUUCGAUAAUUAAUAAUUGUUGUGAAAUGACUUGUGAAAUAAGAAAUAAUGAAAAUUGAAAACCAAAAUAUCAAUUGUUAAAAAAUAAACAAUUUCUAAUGAAGUGCUUUGAAUGAAAACAUCAGGGGACAAAGUGGGUUUUUUUAAUUUUGUUUAUUAUUUUAAUAGAUACCAUGCAUUCAAUUAAGUUUCUGAUCAAAGUGACCUGUGAGUUUAAAAUUAAGUUGGCAAUAAUGAAGAAUGUAGAGAUUGUAAGAUAUGUCAGAUUCCAUAUUAUAUUAUUUUCUGACUCCUUUUUGUUAAUUUUUCAGAAACUUAAUUGACAUUACGGAUGUUGAAAAUUAUGCAGUGUUCGAACUUUCUCUUUGACAUCCCUAAAAAUGCAACUGUCUUUUCAAAAAUUAUGGAACCAUUUUACUAAAGUCUAGUAGUUGACGCUUCAAUUUUUAUUAAUUAAUUUUUGUUUACGAUUUAUUAAAUAAUAAAAACACGUUCACUUUUAACUGAAAAGGUGGCGCUAUACCUUGUUGAGGUACAUGUGACUUUAUGCGUCAACUUUUCAAAAUCGUCCCAAAACUAAAACACAAAACGUGUUUUAUUAAAAACUAAUAAUUCUUUCGACAUUUUAAUGUAAGAAAACUAAGAAACAAAUUUUCAAAUAAAGGAUUACUGUUUUGUUUUUGCCUUGGUGGUGGCGACAUCUGUCAGCAGUUGUUUGAAAUGGACCUUUGUACUGUCGUAUAUUGACAGAUUUAGCGAGAAAUCGUAACACCACCAUCGCAUUAAAACAUGACUUCGUACCAAAUUUAAAAAAAUAUUAUUUAAAAAUGUUGAGUCACAAAAAAAUCAAAGAAAUUAAUUCGAAAAUUUUUCUACAUAAUUCAGUCCGUCCUCAGAAAUCCUGGAAGUAAAUCGUGCGCCAGCUCUCAGUCUAGCAUAACUUUAUUGUUGUAGUUAGAUUUUACUCUUAUGUGAUCUCUUUAAUGUAAAUUGGCAAGAGAGAGUUAUAGAACUGUUUGACGGGUUCUAACUACAGUUUUGCGCAACGCAGAUCCUCUUCACUUCUCCAGCAACAACAGAAAUUUUCGUUAAUAUUUAUACAUCAAUCAUUACGUUAAAACUGAAUUUUUUACAGAUUUAAAUGUUAUAAACACACACUAAUAAUAGGGGUGAUGGUGUGAAAAAUCAUUCUUUAUAUGAUCUACAGUUUUUAUAAACAUAUAUUCUAUAUAUACAUUAAGAGGUAAAACUUUUUAUAGACGGUCUACACACCUAAUUUGAGUCAGACUCAGACACUGCUUCACCUUGCACAAACGGAGUCGAAUUGUGGUUGUUUUAUGCACCGGGCGACCAGAGGGCGCCGUCCUCGGUCACGUGGUUCACAUUGUUUUAAUUUAGGUCCCGUCAAAACCUAAACUAAUGACCAAAUCGUUUUGUAAAUGUAUUUGUUUAUAUAGAUUAUUUGUAUACGAUUACUUUAGUGAAAAAGAUAUAUUGAACCGUUUAGGAUUUGAAAGUGGUGUGCAGGCCUACCUUUUUUAAUUGUAUAUGACAUUGAACAAGGCUGUAGCAGCCGAUUUUGUUGAGCUACAAGACUUAUAUAAAACGUGAUAGCAUUUAAUUAGUUGUAAGCCUUUUUAUGUAUAUAAUUCAAUUUUUAAAUCAUUUUUACUAAAAUGUGUUACACCUACUGUAAUAAUGUAAAGAGAUAAGACGAGAUUAAGUGAUUGUGUGAUAUCCCAGUUGGGUCACUUUUGUUAACUAUACUCUACCUACAAGUUUCACAAGUUAUAACCGUUUUUCGAACCGACUCCAUCAGCCAAUCAUCUCAUUUAUUCACCAAUCAUCGACGACAAGACUGACCGAGGGCGGGAAAGUGUCGCUUUCCGCCCAAGGGCUGAAAUGACAAUUUUCGUUUGCAUUUUUGGUUUACAGCAUUCCCGGACCUUUAUCUGUUCAGCAGAUACAUUCCAGUUCAGUCGGUUCGAAAGCGGGUGAAAAAAUCUGGUGUUAGUUUUAAUUUGCCGGCGUGCAACUGCAAUAAUUUAACUUCCAUUUCGCUAGAUCGUAGUUUAACUACUCUAAAAUACUCAUAUAUUUAUGUAGUAAUAAGAAAUAUUGUACUAAGUGCAGCUAAAUCCUUGGAAAACUAAAGUUUUAGUAAAUCUGCCUCCGUGCUGAGAUCUCUUAGAGUGGAAAUGGUGUAGAACUAUUUGUUAAGUGCCAUAGUCUAAUAACUAUUGUAAGGGUUUUGUUUGUUAUGUUUUGUUGCUCAUUUACACUGCAUUUUAGUAUUUUUCGUGACUCACUUUUGUGUUUCCUUAAUAGUGAGACUGAUGAUGCGAGAAUAUUCGUUUUAAUUAAUUUGCCAAGUGAUAAUCAAAAUUCAAACCUUAGUAAUUCUAAGAUUGCAGAACUAUUAAAUCAGUAGGAACAGAUACAACCAAAAGACUGGGAUAUUAAUGAACAGGGUUUUUAAAUUGUCUUGUAAAUGUUUUUAUUUAGUCAGAGUGUUUGGACAAUGCGCGUUUUUGGUGUUUCAAAGCGCCCUCUUUCUGUUCGUAAGACAAUCUUUAAAGAAUCAAACGUUAUGUUUAUCUUAUAGGUUUUGAUUUAGAAUUUCAUUCAAGAGAAAUGUGUUUUUUUUUUCAAGUAUUAUUCAGUUGACGAUCCUAUAAGAUAAACAUAAACUACUCAAAAGUUUAUCCAGUGGUAUAUAUGUGUUUAUAAAUCGGAACUAUUUUGCGUCCAACGUACUUUGAAUAAGAGAAUCAUUUCAAUUUUUUUACUACAGCUACUCAACAGUAACCUCAAUAAUGCCAUUACACAAUGACAGUUACUAAAUGCUCAACCAAUGUACAAUAGUCGUAUUUUUUUUAAACACAUGCAAUACAAGUAUUUGCUCAAAAGUACAAAUACUGUAAAUAAUAGAUACCGGAAUUGUUUUAUAUUAUAAAUAUAUUCUAAUAGAAAUAUAUGAAUUGAUUCUCUUUGUAUUGCAUAUUAAAUAAAUAUGAAUGUAUUUGUUAAACCCAA
Messenger RNA from Tribolium castaneum (red flour beetle), 8209 nucleotides. It is a transcript of the gene jim, whose product is annotated as jim. Lineage: Eukaryota; Metazoa; Arthropoda; Insecta; Coleoptera; Tenebrionidae. The transcript is spliced from 5 exons. Gene Ontology annotation, molecular function: DNA-binding transcription factor activity, RNA polymerase II-specific; RNA polymerase II cis-regulatory region sequence-specific DNA binding. Bases 533 to 2518 code for a protein of 661 amino acids. The record is from RefSeq and is a predicted model, not a curated record. Gene Ontology annotation, biological process: regulation of DNA-templated transcription.